Molecule: messenger RNA, 20417 nt
Organism: Polypterus senegalus (gray bichir)
Lineage: Eukaryota; Metazoa; Chordata; Cladistia; Polypteriformes; Polypteridae
Gene: abca12
Product: ATP-binding cassette, sub-family A (ABC1), member 12
Exons: 68
Coding region: 82-18132 (6016 amino acids)
Biological process (GO): lipid transport; transmembrane transport
Cellular component (GO): intracellular membrane-bounded organelle; membrane
Molecular function (GO): lipid carrier activity; ATP binding; apolipoprotein A-I receptor binding
Source: RefSeq, a predicted model, not a curated record
CUUGGUGUCUGUCAUUAGCGACGCGCGGACGGGAAGGUCGAGGAUCAGCAAUGCUUCGACUCCACUGAGCCCAAAGAGAGAAUGGCUUCGUUUCUGAGGCAGCUGCGUCUGCUGCUCUGGAAGAAUUUUGUUGGAGUUUUGAGACAGCCGGUCUGGUCUCUUGCUGUUAUCCUCUGGCCCCUCAUAAUCUUCCUCAUUUUAGCAAUCACAAGAACAAAAUUUCAACCGGUCAAAAUAAACACCUGUUUUGUUGCCCCUCGUAACCUACCGAGUGCCGGCUUCUUGCCUUUCCUUCAGACUCUGCUCUGCAGCACGGACAGCUCAUGCAGGGGUUACUCCUACACCACGCCGAACAAAUCAUUUGAAAUCAGGAGUAUGAACUUGAAUGACGAAUACUCCAGCAGGUCAGCCCCAACUUCUCCAGAUGGCUCUCAAGUCGGUGGUCUGGACAUUUUGUCAAGGGCUUUCACACAGGGCGGUUCAAACCAACUGAUAUCACAGCUCGGCAACAUCCAAUCUGCUUGGAAUACUUCAGAUUUUAACAGAUUAACAUCAGUUAUUGACGUCCUUACCAAUGUAUCGAUAACUCUGGAGCAGCAAACAACAUCUGGAAAUUUGACUUUGGUGGAUUUCCUAAAGUCCGUCGUGUGCAAUCUGACUGUCCCGUAUAUCAAAGCAUCCAGUAACAACAGUCUGAGCCCCCUGGCCAGCACUUAUGUGAACUUCUGUCAUUUAAAUGGGACAUUUCCAGAUGCUCUUCUUGCAGCUGUCAACGAGGCCUUAGGAUUGAGUCCGACCAGCUUGUUAACAGCCGUAAUUAGCAUUGUGGGGAAAAUCAAAACCAUCCAAAAUGAGACGUCACUCUGGUCCCUGCUGUAUGAAGCGCCUCAGUUAUUUCAACUGGGACCCCAGAAGCAGAACCUUCAGGACGUCCUGCAGUUCUUACAAAAUGCUGAGGGUGAACUGCAGAGCAUCCAGUCAGAUUUCAGUUUGGCAGGUAAUCCAGUAAUGGCAGUCCUGAGGCAGACAAUAGCUCAAGGCAUCAGCGUCCUGAAUUACACCCUCAACUGGCCUGGACGAGGAAUUAACAUUAAUGUGAAGGAUGUGCUAAAUUCAUCUACUGGUAUAAACGGGACGCUGCUGGAAAAUCUCACUGUCCCACUGGAUAAGGCACUCCUUUUAGUGAACUUUGAGCAGUUGAAUUCUUCUUUCUGUGCGGGUGUUAAUCGAUCUCAGCCGGACUCAGCCGCUCAUUUUGGAAGUUUGUGUCAAAACAAUGGACUUCAGUGGUUGUUUGACAGGAUUGACAGAAACAAAGUGGCAGAGCAGAUUGUUCUUCUCUGGAUUCGAGAUGUCUCCCCGUCCGAUGUGUCAUUCACUUUCCAGAUAUUGAACAACUUGUUGGGGUUAAUCAGCAUCAACAAUACCAACAUUACCAACGUCUUGAGUAGAAGCAUGAACGUCUUCAAUGCUUGGCUUCCUGCCAUUGGAGACAGCCUUCUUCUGCCAACCAAGCAAACGACUGCUGGUGAAUGGCUAAUGAGUCUGCUGAAUGCUGUGCUUGUGACUACAGAUGGCACCCCAGGGUCCAUGAUGGUGAAGGGAGUCAUGAAGGCCAUCAUGGAUCUGCUGACCAAGCUGCUCGAUGUACAAACAGGAAUUUUAACUUACGUCGAAACAGCUGCAGUGAAUCUUCAGAGCACCAUCUUCUUGCUGGUUAACAAUGACACAUUUUUUGACAACUGGAUUGGGAAGAGAAUAAACAGAACAAUCGACGUCCUACAGACGUUUCAAACAAAUGGCUCCUGUAUUCAUUAUACUUCACCACUAGCUGACACCUUCAGUGAAAUUCUUCCCCUUGGAGGAGGCUGGAGUCAACUCUUGUGCUCCAACAUGACCUUCCUGGACAGCGUCCUGCAAACUGUUGUGAAUCCAGUGAUGGAUCAGGUGAUGUCACUGAAAAAUAUCCUGAACAAAGCCAGCAUCCAGGACCUGACAGAUUCUGCAGUGCUGUCUUCGAGUGAAGCCCUCAACACGUCCUCCGUGAACUUCAUGGCGGCAGUCAAUGGAGUAAUUCAGAGUCUUGGUAUGGGAUACUGGAGAGCGUGGGCUACAGACUCUACUGCCAAGACCGCCAAUUGCACAGAAAGGAUGCUGACACUGGCUGACCUGCUGGGUUCCAAACUCCAAGAGCAAGAACAGUGGCCGCAAAUGAGGACAUUUUUUGACGCACUCUACUGGAUUAUGAAUGGCCUGCAAACAAGAAACAGUGGACCCCCAAUGUGUGUUUUCACAAACUCGACUGCGUUUCUCACUUGUAACGUGACCUACAGCUGGAGACAAUUCACAACGCUUGCUCUAACGAUAUUGCAAACAUCUCCCAAAAAUCCGGAUUCGCUUUUAUGGGUCCUGCAGGAUGGCCUCAGUUUUAUCAAAGCGGCGUACAUCACUCAACUCAAGCAGAAUAUGACCCAAGCUGUGGCACAAAAUCUGGCCCUGCAGAGCCUGCUGGACAGCGUCUUGAAGCUGGUGGAAGCAAAUACUAACUUGGUGUCCUCCAUGACGUCCUUCAACCAGUUUGACAGCGGCGUUGCCGGGACGGUCCUUAAGAGCCUGCUGGAGUCGUUUAAUUUGACGCCCCUUGAAUCACUCUGGAAUGGAGGGGGCUUAAAUGUCAGCAACUUCAUCAACAUUAUGUCACAGGUUAUGACAAAUAAUCAGCAAUUCAUUACCAGGGUCCCAGGGAUCAAUGAAACCAAAUUUUUAGUAACACAGUUGGACCCUUUAAUUGAGCAGUGGCUCGCCAGCAACUUCUCCAGUUCCUUAUCCUUUACCAUAGGACAACAACUGCUGUCUCUCAUCAUGUCCCUAAAUCAAAGUGACCCAACUGUCCUCAACCAAGUGUUGCAGCCCCUUAUACCGACUGGCCUAAAUAUUCCAAAUGCCAUACAGCUUGCAUUGCAGACCAUUCAGCAGUUUAUUCAAGUCAUCCAAGGGCCUGACGACACCUUGAAUAUUCUCUCUGGAUACCUAAACCAAAUUCAAAACUUCCUCAUUUCCCAGGGUGGUUUAGAUGUUCUCCUUCAAGCCUUAAAUCCAUACUGGCAAUCCAACGACACCAUCGCUUUGAUACAUCAAUAUGGCCUCCAGGAGGUUGCUCUUGGCGAGCUUCCGUUUCUGUUCACCUCUUAUGUCAAGAAUGCAAGUUCCUUCCAAACUCCAGAGUCUGUGCUGAAACGUUUCAUUGGGCAUCUACCACAAGAUCAACAAGCUGAACUGGAGCAAGCGUUUAACUCCACGGACAAACUGCUCGCAGCUGUUAGCCUGUGUAGAACGAACAAUUUCAGCUGCAUACCCGCCUUCUCCGAAAUAACCAACGUGCUCCUCAUGGUCGGUCAAGUUUUACACGCCUCCAAUGGUAGCGGUUCGGCGGUUUUCUGGAAUAAUUCGACAUUUGCUUUAGGGCUGCGGGAGAUCUCAAACCUUGCCUCGACUUCGGACGUGCUCUCCACGAUCUUGUCUUGGGGAAACCUAACCGCUGGCCCCGUUCCUGCUUCCAUGUUGUAUGAAACGGUCGUGCAGGCUUUCGACUUCCUCAAAGAGGUGGGAAACACGUCAAACAUCACCUCCAGCGUGUGCCAGCAGUUGUUGGAAAAGUCUCAUCUCAACCUUACCCGGGUGAACGGCGUUCUUCAUGCCCUCACUUCGCGCAACGUGACCAAUCUGUUUAACAAACUUGACGCCAUUGUUGGCAUCCAAGAUUGUCAACCAAAUAAGUCUUUGCCGUGCACUCUGGAGAUUGCAACCAACUUGAUGGGUGCUCUACGGGAGACUAACCUGAAUGACGUAAUCGAGAGAAAGAUCUCAGCUGCAGAGAUCAUUCUUCAGUAUUGGAUUGCUAUUUUAAAUGAGAGCACCACCAUGAUGAAACCAUUAGAGGCCAUCUAUGACUCUACAGUGCACGCCUUACAGGAUGGAAGCGUCCCAAAGGUGAUUGGAAAUGCGGUCACUUUGAUCUCAGAUUCCCUAAUCAGGAUAAAAUCCAACAUGCGGCAAUUAGGAAAUAUGUCUUCUCCUCAACUGGAUGCGAGUAUUCAGGUCCUGGAUGAGUUAGUCCAACGUUUUCUGAAUGGAACUAAUGAGAACGGCACGACGUCACAAGGAAUGUUGGCCGACUAUGACACGGGAAAGGUCCCCAGGUGCUUACAGAUAACAGAGUGGUACGUUCAGAUGCUGGAAAAUCUAACUCUGCGUGGCAUCCCGGCCGGAAGUUUAUAUCCCUUCUUCAGAAUUAGUCAGAUGGCACUGGCCAGCGCGCUCUCCAACGCUGGAUUAUCGGCCGACUUGGCUUCUGCCAUCAAUGCGUCUAGAGGCUACCUUCAGGGAGUUCAGCCCCCGUUUGACACGGCGGGGCUCGUGAACGUUACGCAGUUUCUGGUCAGGGAUAUCAUCCUGGAAGCUCAGCCCUACCUGGAGCAGAUUCAGAAUUUCAUACAGUCCGUCGAGCCUGCGUCGUCAAGUUUUCUGAGCCCACUUUUCCAAGGAUCAUUGAGCCAAACACAGAAAGAACUGCUCGACUCGUUUACCGCCUUGUUGGUGCCUCUCGGCACCGCGUCCAAUCUCGAUUCUUUUAGGGAAGUUGAAGCCUUCCUGCAGGCGGCCCACCAGAACGUGACUGCUCCCUUGUUCGGCCUCUUCUCGGCGGAUAACGUGACAGCGCAGGUCGUGUUCAGUCUAAUGGACUCUUGGAGUCGAGUCCCACUCGAGGGGUCAUUCACCAAGGAAGAAUUCGAGACGUUCUACACCUACUACGUCGAGUUUUACCAGUUAAUCGAGAGCGAUCGUUGGAACAUGUCAGACUUGGAGCCAAAGUUGUCCGAGUUUCUGUACCAGUGGUCAGUGGUGUUGCUUAACUCCAGUACAAAUUCCAGUUGGGUUGGGACGAACUGCUCAGCGCUGCAUUUCAUUCAGUGUAUGAUCGAUAACACGGUGACCGGCCAUACGCAGAAUGCCAUCCUCGCUGCAUCUGGCUGCGUGUCCAACGGAACAAACCUCAUAAUGACAGCAAAAUAUGAAGCUCUAGCUUACGGUUUUUUGAACCUUUCAUACGAGAUGAAUCAGAAGUACAAGAAUGACAGCCUUGGAAUUGUACAAGACGCACUUCCAUGUAUCGUCACGAUGUUGAGCCUUUCAACCGGGGUUUUAGCUAAAUUAAGCGAUGCACCUGGCAUGCAGAAUACAUGGAUGGAGGAACUCCAUGUGAAAAUGAAGCAGGAUUUAGAGCAAAUGCCUCAUUUUGCCUUUUGCAAAGAUCUGGACAACCGCAGCGUGCUGGUGUUCGAACACAUUAUGAGCGUCCCACCAGACCAGUUCAAUGUGUUUCUUCACCUCCUCCAGAAUCAAAGUCUGUUUUCUUCUUCUUUGUCUUCAGUUAUGCCACCACUAAACAUGCUGAUUUCUAGAAUGGACUCCAGCGAGCUGUUGGACCAGCUGAAAGCUAUCCUGAUAGCCAUGACGACAUCUGAAGGUGACCCGUUUUCUCAGCUACAGCAUUUGCUCCUAAGCAGUACCCUCGAUGCUGCCUUCAAUGGAAGCCAAGAAGGUUUCCAGAUACUAGAACAAAUCUUCAUGCUGCCGUGGAAUGGCACCAGCAUGAAGAACAGAAUGGCCCUCUUCCAAUCUUUUGUAGACAUCUUGCAGCAGGAGAACGGCACCCUCGCCCUGCAGUCCCUCACAGCUGUGCAGAGUUUCUUAAAUGAAGUCAACUCGUCGGGUCUCCUGCAGUUUCUUUCAUCCUGGGGUGAUUCUCAGAACCAGAGGAACAACGGCACCAGUCUACUGAACAUCAUUGCUGUCCUCCAAAAUAUUACUCAAGCAUGGCUGGGGGAGAAUCAGUUUGAGGCGUUACUUCUGGAGAGUCUCCAGUCCAACCGGAGCGAAGCAAACGCUUUGACACAAAUGGAAGUUCUCAACAGCUUAGCAGGGUUUCUGUGGCCCCUACUGCCUGCGGACAUGCAGCCUUAUGACAACAUCACCAUGGAGGUCUUAGAAAUGCUGUGGCCCGUGAUGGCAGACAUCUCCAGAGGUGAUUCUCCAAAUUUCUAUACCAUGGCGGACUUAUUGCUAAAUCUGACAAGAACCAUCACAGAAAACUUUGCAGGUGUGACACAUGAGACCAUGUUCAGCGAUCUUUUGGAUGUUCUAGAAGUCAUCGUGCAGUUGGCCUCGUCAUCUCUUGAUAGGAACAUCAGCAGGGUGGAAAGUCUCACCAACAAGAUGUUCCAUCACUUUGAGGUCCUGGUUAAUGCAACACUCCCAGAGGAUGUGGCGUCUACUAUGGUCCAAGUCUUAGAAUCUGCUAGAAUUUACUCUGAAGUCCUGACCGAGUUUAAUCCAAUGGAAAACUGGACGCAACAGCUCCAAUGGAUUUUCAGUUUCCUGCUACCAAACAGCAAUAGCAGCUCAUAUGACUUCACUUCAGUUAUGUCCCUGCUUAAUCAAAGUGGAGGUAAUUACAGCUCUUUUGAAGGAAAUGUCAAGCUUUUGAGAAUCCUGCUAGAUCUGCUCCCAGAAAAUAACACGGCAGGCGCCGCUUUAAGCCUCAUGCAAAAUGUCACAAAGUAUCUGACGACUGGCAACCAAGGGAAUGCAAGUCCAGCAGUGGAUGCUUAUUACCUCUUGAAGUUAAUUCUGGAACACGGCGACAUUUUGCAGAAUGAAUCGGUCACUGAGAUGCUCUUAGACAAUGGGUUGUCACCGUGGAGUGGUGUGCCAUUAGACGUUCACGCACGGCUUCAGUGGAUGAUCACAGAUGCUGUAAAAAUGCUCAUCACUGAGAAAUGUCCCUGGCUGAAGGAGUAUAACAUCACCAAUGAAUAUGUUAACAGCUGGGUUAGCGCCUCCUUCAGUCAAGCAAAUGGAAGUGCCAGCAGUGACCCCUGGGAAACGUUGCUGCAUAGAGUCUGGAGUUUCAUUUCCCAGAGCGUUUCCAUUUUCCACCCAAGCACAGGAGGGCAGCUCCUCAGUAGUGAAGCUCAGCUUCUGCUCAAUGCUUCAUUCAACCUCUUGACACAAGGCAGCAUGAACACCUCCCAGCUCUGGAAAGAAAGACUGGACCUCUUCCUGCAGAACCUCCUUGGGAACACAAGCGACAGCUCCAUGGACCAAGUAGGGGCUGGAGAUGUGUACAAGCUGGUGGAUGGAGCCCUGAUUGAACAAGUCAUGCAGGCCGCAGCCACGGAACUGCUGGGCUUAAAUAUCAUUGGAAGCAGCUCACCAAUGUACGGGCUUUUGAGUUGGUUCAUAGACACAAAUGACACCACGCUGGUCUUGAUGAGAGCUAUGGAAUUUGUGACGUGGUGGAAUUCUGUAAAGGACACAGACAUGGAGUUUGUAGUGCAGGCUGUCCAGAAAGCCUAUAAUUUGGUAAAUGCCGUCUUGCUGACACUUCCCCAGGUGGACUUCACUCUUUCGCCAUACGUGUUGUCCCACAGAGACACAGCAUUGAGUGCAUUGGACACUCUUGUCAAUUUCACGGAGCUAAAUAAUUCCACUGGGGUGACUUUCAUUGCUUCCUUAGCAACCGUGCUCAAAAAUUACAUCGACAAUGACCCGACGCUGCAGACUGUCUUACCCAUGGCCCAACAGAUGUUGAAUAUAAGCAGACUGUGGCACGGGGACAGCGGGUCUUUCAUACAACUCCUGUCAUCAUUGAGUAGCGUUCUAACAGAAAGUUCAGUGAAUCUGACGAAUAACAGCAUUCCGCUCUUAUUCACAGAUCUCGUGACAACCUUCUCCCAGCCCGAGAAGACCAGUCAGAUCCUAUCAACGCUGAAGGCUGUAGAAGACUGCCAGAUGAACCCUGAAAAUUGUAGUCUGAUCAUUUCCCAAAUUUACCAGUUUGUUUUAUUAAUGUACAACACAUCUCAGAAUGGGACGGCUUGGCCAAACACAUCGUUGGACGCACUGAAUUCAAUUCCUAGUCAGGAAGCGCACCUAUUAAGCUAUGUCAACCUCACGGAGAGUUUGAUCUUUGCCGUUCUGCCAUCGCUAAACCCACAGCAGGACCCGGCUCCUCAAGUCAAAUUCUUAUCCAAGAUUUUUGCAGCUAUUCGAAACUUUUUGAUCGAUCCCUCAUCCAGCGCUAAUGAGAUUGCAGUCACGAUAAAUUUCACGAUGUCGAUAAAUGAAUUUUCAGAAACUUUACCUCCUUUGGAGCAGUUGAGGGCGUUUACAAGAAGCAUUGAGUCAGCUUUGCGGCAGGAGCAGUGCAACGUUUCCGAUCCAUCCGAUCUCGCACAGUGCAUUUACGAGACGUGUAAACGUGUCCAGGAGAUACUCCAGCUUUUCAACGCAACAACAAAUUCAGGGGAAAUUAUUGACGUCAUUGAGCCGAUGGUUGAGUUUUGGAUAACUAAAAUGACCAAAAAUGAAACAGCGGUCAGCGGUGAACUCCAGGAAGCAGUUAACUUCACCAUGAAGGUUUUCCAGAAUCAGUUUUCAAUUAACAACUUACUGAAUAAUAUUGUGUCCAGUUUACAACAAGUGAAGGAUGACUUGGUGCGGUGGAACGUAACGUCUAAUCAAACGGCUGAAACGCUUCAACUCGUGGAGGGAUUACUGCAACUCCUCGAGAAAGAUUCUGGGUAUUUGGUACCUGCUUUCAACCGUAGUGCACUGCAAUCCGCUGAAGUGGAAGUUUUAAUAACAAAACUAAGUCUGCUUGAAACCGAGUUCAUGUUGCUGAAGGAAGUUUCCUCUCUUUUUGAAGGAAGUACAACCCACAACCAAUACAGCACCAUAGUCGAUUUCAUAACAGCCAGUCUGCUGUUAGAUAAACAGCUGCCCCUAUCUGUGAUUUCACCGUUGACGUCACUUCUCAAUCUAAGUAAAAAUUUGAUGGUGUCCGGUAACGUUACUAAUUCUUUCGACCUUUCUGCGUUCGUUCUGGAAAGUAUAAUAUCUUCGCUUAACUUGCCAGUAUUGCAAAAUCAGACCCUCACAGAAGAAAAUUUCCUGUUUGUUCUUUCCUUUUUGAAUUUUAUUCAAUCUGAUCUCAAAGUAAACGCCAGCACUCUGAUUUUGCAAGUCCUUUCUAAUGACAUAGAACCAUUGUGGGCCCUGAAUGAACUCGUCGCUCUGUUUGGUAGCCUACCCUCGGAAAACCAACUUGGUCUGAUUGCCAACGUGUUUCAUAUGAACGCCGGAACUCUUUUGAGCAGCCUAAGUUCCCUGAAAGAUGAGAUCGGUCUGAUUCUGGGGCUCCAUGCCUCGGGAAAUCUCGACAUGGAAAGCAUCUUGAACUUCUUCAACAGCUCGAUGAAAAUUGUUGAAAAUGAAUUGAGCAUAGCAAAUAUCUCUGGGAAUGAGGCGGUGGUGAAGAGCCUGUCCGACCUGCUUUACUUCUUCUCGCACUUUACCAGUAUUUAUCAGUUUCCUGGAGGGGCCAUUAACUCUUGCUCCAUAACUGCUAUGUGGCAAGAUCUUUUUGAAAUCGUGAAUAUCACGUUACCUUCUGGCUAUCUUCAGACAUGCCAAGGGUUUGAGGAUUUAGCCACAAGUAUUAUAAACCUUUAUAAUAAAAUAUUACAGAUGACACAAUCGGCGGGUGGCAUGACUGAUGUUUUCCUGGCUGCUGUAAGCGUGGCAGACCAAUUUGUAACUUUGGUGCAGGCAGAAAGUAAUUUGCUACAGACCGACAUCCCGGUCAUUCCUGUUCUUCACCAAGUUUUCGCUGAUAUAAUAAAUUCAGUGCAAACGAGUAAUUCUACAAGUUCUGUCGAUGCCAGCGUUCUGUCCCCCAUCACUCCCGAUGAACAAGGCAUUCUCCUCUCAGCUAUAACCACUUUAAACACCUUACUUCAGAUGUACACCAACACAUCCACAGCAACAUCUCCGUACGUCGAGGUGUCCUCCAUAGUUGAAGAUCUCCUGAUGUCACGACCAGCGAGUUUAAGUCCAUACAUUAACGCGCUAGACAAGAUCGUGGCCAGUUUCUCUUUGCUUCUGACUGAACAACAAAUGUCGAGUAUUUACCCCUCUGACCAGAUGAUAAAAGUCCUCAUCGCCUUCCUAAAUUCUUCUGACAGUCCUGCCAACUUGGCAACCAUCACAAAUAUGACUGCAGACUCCUUUCACAGCCUUUUGGGCUUUCUGGAAAAUUUCACUCUUCCCAAUGGCCUUAAAAUCAUGGAUGUCAACCAAUUAAUUGGCAACAUUUCUAUGGCGCUAGCAGAUUCUAUACCAAUGGUUCUUAACACCAGUGGACCCUCUGGUCCAAAUGGCCAAAAAUUCAGUGACUUGCUCAACCAUCUAAUUAACAACUUUACUAUGGUGCUAACAGAUUCUCUACCGAUGCUCCUCAACACCCUUGGACUUGUUGGUCCAAAUGACCAAAAAAUCAACAACGCGCUCAACCAAUUGGUUAACAACAUUACUAUGGUGGUAGCGGGUUCUCUUCCACAGCUCCUUAACACCAAUGGACCCUCUGGUCCAAAUGACCAAAAAUUCAGUGACUUGCUCAACCAUCUAAUUAACAACUUUACUAUGGUGCUAACAGAUUCUCUACCGAUGCUCCUCAACACCCUUGGACUUGUUGGUCCAAAUGACCAAAAAAUCAACAACGCGCUCAACCAAUUGGUUAACAACAUUACUAUGGUGGUAGCGGGUUCUCUUCCACAGCUCCUUAACACCAAUGGACCCUCUAAUCCAAAUGACCAAAAAAUCAACGACUUGCUCAACCAUCUAAUUAACAACUUUACUAUGGUGCUAACAGAUUCUCUACCGAUGCUCCUCAACACCCUUGGACUUGUUGGUCCAAAUGACCAAAAAAUCAACAAUGCGCUCAACCAAUUGGUUAACAACAUUACUAUGGUGGUAGUAGGUUCUCUUCCACAGCUCCUUAACACCAAUGGACCCUCUGGUCCAAAUGACCAAAAAAUCAAUGACUUGCUCAACCAAAUAAUUAACAACAUUACUGUGGUGCUAGCAGAUUCUCUUCCAAUGGUCACCAACACCAGUAGACUCUUUGACCCAAAUGCUAUUCAGCUCUCUGCCAUGUUGAGAAGUUUUAUCCAGAAUAAACUUCCAUCUAAUUUAGCUUUGUUAAAUUUCUCGGGCACAAUUCAGGAAUUAGAUAACUUAAUAUCCGCAGUCGUAGCUUUGGUGGGCACGGAACAAAGCCACUAUCUUAAUGUCACGUAUGAAAUUGUGAGGAAUCUGGUUCUGUCUGUGUACACAUCAAAAAAUUCAGUGACGGCUGCGGACAUCUUAAACGCCAUGUCAGGAUCGUUUGCAAGACUUCUCGGAGUCAUCCCAAAUAAAAUGACCCCGCAGGCAGUCAGCACGAGAUUUAACGACACUGUCGUUUUUGUAAGAAAUUUGCAGGAUUUGCUCAACAAAACACGUUUGAUAAAAGCAGUUAAGGUGACAGCCCUGGUAGUCGGUGAACUUCAGAACGUUCUGGAAAUCUUCUCACCUAGCUACGCCCUGAAGAGCACAUCAAACGUGCUGCAAAUGUUGAAGAGCAACUUGGAAAGUGCGCCUUUGAGCAACUCGUCUGACUGGAUUUCUGAGACUUUUCAGAUCUUGACAAGUGUCAUCAAAUUGAUCCCCUUCCAGAAUUCCUCAACAUCUCUACUCACCAAUGUGACGCUGAGCCUGGCAAACGCAACUCAAGACAAAGUGCUGUGGGAGAGUCUGGGCACGGACCUCACAAAACUGUUUACCGAGAGCGGGAAUGGAAGUGCAAGUGCUAAACUGAAAGAGAAGGUGGCUGUCACCCAAGACUUGAGAAGUGUGGUGUGUCGCAUUGAACAGCUCACCUCGGUGCAGCAGCUCUACCAGUUGGCAUCUUUCACCCCGGGGCUUGUGUGCCAGACCUUUCUGCCAGCCAUCGUAUCCCUGCUGAGCCUCUCCGAACGUCUCACAAGCAACUGGAUGGACAGCCCACCGAAUUCAGAUGCCGUCCAGGCGUACUUCCUCUCUGGCAUCAAUAACUUUGAACUCCAGCUUAACUGGUUCAAUGGGAUCCUCAACACCACGCAGUCAAUUAACUGGACAAGCCUCGCAAACUUUGUAAACGAAUCAAAUUCAACGACGGCGACUACAGUUCUGUUGGACAUAAUAACAAGGCCAAAAGUUUUCAAAAGUGAGCUGCACAACAUGUCAGGAAUCAGCGGGGACGUCAUCAAUAACAUCACCUCAGUGAGCCUUCCUCAGAACAUAACUCAGGCGCUGCCUUGGAUCAGGAAUCUGAUCAGCCAAGAAGGAGCACAGAUGAAUGCCACCCAGUGGUACUAUUUAACUGUCGCCUUGCUGCGUUACAUGGAUUUUUCAAAGCUAUUCCUUAAGCUUAUGUUGCCAACAGAACUGCAAAGGUACAUUGACAUCAUUAUUCAGCUCCUGCUGCGCUUAUUGGGGAUUUUUGAGAACAGCCAGCCAUUAAUUGCCAGUCUUCAAACCUUUAUCACAGAAAUACAGCAGCUUAGUGCGACUUCAUUGGCAUCACAACAGAGAGACAUGUUUGCAAGCAGUCGGGCUGCGUCGUUUCCAUCAUUUAGUAGCAUCUCGGCAGCCUUGUGCUCCAACGGUGUCAUCUCACUGUUUGCCAUGCCCAACAUUGCUGAAAGUGUGGGCUCUCAGCCUUCUACGCAGAGCAACAUGAGCACCGAGCAGCUCUUGCAGAAGUUUGAUAUUCCGAAUGAUACAACGCCAUUCUGUAAGAAUGUGUUUUUGAACAUGGUCAGCACAACCAGUGGAGCGGUGAUGUGGGCAUUUCUAAAGCCCAUGCUGUUGGGCAAGAUUCUGUUUACCCCGGAUAUUCCGGAAACCUGGGCAAUCAUGCAGAAGUCUAAUGUCACAUUACAAGACCUGUACCAGCUUACCACGUAUGCAGAUAUGUGGAUUGGCAAUUCAUCGAAUAUUCAGACACUGGUGACUGUGCUGACUCAAAUUAAACCUUUGCUGAUAUUUUUAAAGAAUCCAAAUGUGCAGAGCUUCAUCAGUUUGGAAACGAACAUCAACAUCACCGACGUGGUACAGAAUGCAGAAAAACUGAGUAAUUUCAGUGCCAUUCUCAGUGCAAAUAUGGCUUUGCUGAACCAGAUGACCACGCUUUGCAAACUGUUGAAGAACAUCUCCUCGUGUGUCAACUUUGACCGAUACCAAGCCAUGAACACCACUGAUGCGCUUAAUUCUGAGGCCACUAAACUCCUGCAGCAUAACAACAUAUAUGCCAGUGUCAUUUUUAACAUUACACCGCAGAAGAGUCGUCAGAAGAGGUCGGUCGGUUCUCGCCUGCCUCCGCUGGUCAAAUACACGAUCCGAAUGCCCAUCAGCAACACCAUGAGAACAGACAGACUGAGGGACGUGAUGUGGACGCCCGGCCCACACAUUUCCGCCUCUCAGUAUCAGAUUAACAGUCACGGCUUCAUUUACCUACAAGAGGACAUCGAGAAGGCCAUCAUCGAGCUGCAAACCGAGAAGGUCAUCGAUGGCCCUGCUGUGCAGAUACAGGCCUUCCCUUAUCCUUGCUACACGAGGAACAAUUUCCUGUACAGCAUGUCCUAUUCCUUUCCUCUAAUUGUGAUGUUGGCCUGGGUCCUCUUCAUCGCUGCCUUUGUGAAAAAGCUUGUUCAGGAGCGGGAACUGCGACUUCAUGAGUACAUGAAGAUGAUGGGUGUCAGCCCCUUCAGCCAUUUCUUUGCCUGGUUUAUCGAGAGCGCCACCUUCCUGCUCAUCACCAUUAUUUUCCUCGUCAUCAUCUUGAAGGUAGGCUUAAUUCUUCCACAAAGCAACGGCUUCUUUGUCUUCCUGUUCUUCUGCGACUAUGGCCUGUCCAUCCUGUCAAUGAGUUUCCUCUUCAGCACAUUUUUCAGCCACACUAACAUCGCCAGUCUCAGCGGUAGCCUCAUUUAUGUCAUCCUCUUCUUCCCCUUCAUCGUCAUGACGUCUCUGGAGUCCAGCCUCACCUUCACCACCAAAAGUCUCUUGGGUCUCUUUGCGCCAACUUGCUUCAGCUAUGCCAGUCAGUACAUAAUCUACUAUGAAGCACAAGGCACAGGAAUGCAGUGGGACAAUUCCUACCAGUCCCCAGUAAUAAAUGACAAUGCUUCGUUCGGCUGGUUUUGCUGGCUACUGCUGAUUGACUCUGCCAUCUAUUUCAUAAUUGGCUGCUAUAUUCGAAUGGUAUUUCCAGGAAAGUAUGGAAUUGCUGCACCUUGGUAUUUUCCCGUUUUACCUUCCUUCUGGAUAAGUUGCUUGCCAUGCUUUAAACCAGGGAGCAAUGGAAGAAGUGGGCUCCUCUUCACGAAUGUCAUGAUGCACAGUCAGAUGGCUGACCCCAAAUCCAAAGACACCGAUAAUGUUUUCUUUGAAGGAGAAGAGGACCUUGACGGGCUAACUGUGGGAGUGUCUUUGCAUGGUCUCACCAAGAUGUAUGGCAAAAGUGCAGCCCUCCAGAACCUAAACCUGAGAUUUUACGAGGAUCAGGUCACCAGUCUACUGGGACACAACGGAGCAGGCAAAACAACCACCAUGUCCCUAUUAACUGGCCUCUUUGGUCCAACGUCUGGCACAGUUCUAAUUUAUGGGAAGGACACGAGGCUCCAGAUGGACGCCGUGCGGCAGAGUCUUGGAGUGUGCAUGCAGUACGACGUGCUCUUCGAUCAUCUGACCGCCAAAGAGCAUUUGUUUCUGUAUGCGCAGAUCAAAGCUCCAGACUGGGGCAAGGAGGAAGUGCGGCACCAAGUGCACAAAAUUCUGAAGGACACUGCCAUGUAUACUCAUCGCCACAAGCGUGUCGGCGCUCUGUCUGGAGGUACAAAGAGGAAGCUUUCCAUAGCCAUCGCUUUCAUAGGUGGAUCCAAGACCGUGGUGCUUGAUGAGCCAACUACAGGUGUAGAUCCAUGCUCAAGAAGAAGCAUCUGGGAUAUUGUUAACAUGUACAAGAAAGAGCGCACCAUCAUUCUGUCAACACACCACUUGGAUGAAGCGGAAGUGCUGAGUGAUCGCAUUGCCUUCCUUGAGCGAGGAGGUCUCAAGUGCUGUGGUUCACUUUUAUAUCUGAAGCAGAAGCUCGGCACCGGCUACAAACUCUCCCUCUCUAAGAAGAUCCCAGAACCUGGUUCAGAGGAUCAGUGCGAUGUCAACAGAGUGACAGAGUUUAUCAAAUCCCAUUUUCGUGAGGCGGAGCUGAAGGAGACUGUGGGAAGCGACAUGGUCUACUCCCUGCCAACAUUUGGGGUCCAGUAUGCGCCAUAUUACCAGGCACUCCUGAGAGGACUGGAUGAGAACCUCGAGAACCUGCAGCUUGGAUCUUAUGGGAUCUCCGAUACCACCCUGGAGGAGGUUUUCCUUCAACUUACCAAAGAUGAAGCAGAGGAUAACAUGUCUUGGUCCAACACGCAGAUGGUCGCCCCGGUUCCUUUUGUGAAUCAAGUCGUUGAGGAGAGAUCAGUGAGCAACUACAACAUCAGCGAAACAGAAGCUUUGAAGGGCAACUCCUCUGUGACAGGAAUAUCACUGUUCGGUCAAAAGAUCCUGGCUGUCCUGGUGAAACGCUUGCAACACUCUAUCCGGGAUUGGAAAGGCUUGUUUGCUCAGCUGCUCCUGCCCGUGCUGUUUGUCAUCGCUGCCAUGGGGCUUGCGACAAUUAAAAGCGGCGUUCAAACAUAUCCUGCGCUUGAGCUUAUGCCCUCUAUGUAUGGCACGACAAAGCAAACUACGUUUUUUGGGAUUCAGAAUUCAAGUGCUUAUCCUUUAGUGAGCACAAUGAUGUCAUUUCCUGGCAUAGACAACUUCUGCUUAGAAAAUCCUGGAAGCAAGUCUUGCCUAUCGAGUAGCAGUCUGGAAAGCUGGCCAUCCAGUGGUGAACCUCCAUCUGUAUUUACACUUUGUUCUUGCAAUCCAAACUCAACGACUUGCCCAAAUAACAGCUACCAGCCGGCGCAGAACCAGACUUUUUCCUCGCAGAUGUUGUACAACUUGUCAGAUGUUUCCAUUGAGCCCUACCUGCUGACCACCGCCAAUCAAUUUGUGCAGGACAGGUAUGGUGGAUGGUCUUUUGGACAGCCCUUGCCUCCAAAUCUCAAAAUGGAUAUCAAUAAUGUGCCCAGCAGCAGGACAUUGACGAAGAUAUGGUACAAUCCAGAAGGGUAUCAUUCUAUGCCCGCCUACUUGAACAGCCUCAACAACUUCAUUCUGAGAACAAAUCUGCCUUCAGGGUUGAACGCGUCACAAUAUGGGAUAUCUGUGUUUAGUCAGCCCUAUCCUGGAAAAGUCCAAGCUGAUGUAGCUACCACUCAAAACACGGUGAACACGCUGGUAGCUCUCUGUGUCCUAACCGGUUACUCCAUCAUGACAGCCAGUUUUGUAAUUUAUGAGGUCAAAGAACAGCAGACUGGAUGUAUGCUCCUACAGAACAUCUCUGGAAUUGGGGAAAUGUUCUACUGGCUCAUUAAUUUCUUCUAUGACAUGACACUGUACCUGAUACCAGUAGCUCUGUCCAUAGCUAUGAUUGCUGCCUUCCAGCUGCCAGCCUUCACUAAUCAACAAAAUUUGGGAGCAGUGUCUGUGCUGCUGAUUUUAUUUGGCUAUGCGACGUUCCCUUGGAUGUAUUUACUUGUUAACAUUUUCAAAGAUGCGGAGAUGGCUUACAUUGUGUAUGUUUGUAUCAACCUCUUUAUUUCAAUCAACACCAUCAUCUCAACAGCCAUUGUCUACUUCUUAUCACUUGCCAGUUCAUCUGAUGUGACCUCCGUAACCAAUGUGUAUAACAAGCUGACCUACACGUUUAUGAUCUUCCCACAAUUCAGCUUUGGGAAUGGAUUGAUGCAGCUGUCUCGCCUGCAAUUACAGGAGGAUGCACUGAGCAUUUAUGGAGUAGACAGCUACACUGAACCAUUCAGCACAGAUGGCAUCGGCUGGAUGCUUUUAUCUCUGGCGAUUCAAGGCACUUUCUUCAUCACCUUACGCCUGCUGAUUAACUCCUGGGUUAUUCGUAAGAUUAGGCUGCUGCUCUGCCGGACCAGACCCAUAACGCAGUCCUUUCAAGAAGAUAUUGAUGUGAAUUAUGAACGCAGACGUGUGGAGAAUGAGGACUCCAAUAACGACAUGCUGAGACUUGCCAAUCUGACCAAACUCUACAAAAAUGUAAACAAGAAUGUGCUUGCCGUGAACAAUAUCUGCUUGGGUGUUCCUGCUGGAGAGUGUUUUGGCUUACUUGGAGUCAAUGGUGCAGGAAAGUCGACAACAUUUAAGAUGCUGACCAGUGAAGUCUUACCUACAUAUGGAAAAGCACAAAUCAGGAACUAUAAUGGGGCUCUUGUCGACAUUAAAGGCAGCAACUUUGGAGGAAUUCCUGUCGGUUAUUGUCCACAAGUAGAUGCCCUGGAUGACCUACUGACAGCAGAGGAGCAUUUGUACUUUUAUGCAAGAAUCCGCGGAAUCCAUCGUCGUCAUAUAAGAAGAGUUGUGAAUUACCUACUUCAGAAAAUGGAACUCAUGAAUCAAAAAAAUAAGCUCUCUAAGCAUUACAGUUGUGGCAUGAAAAGAAAGCUCUCCACUGCCAUUGCUCUCAUUGGUUGCCCCCAGAUCCUGCUCCUGGAUGAGCCUAGUUCUGGAAUGGAUCCUAAAUCAAAACGCCACCUCUGGAAGAUUAUCUUGGAUGAAGUGAAAGAAAAAUGUGCUGUCAUUCUCACCUCUCACAGCAUGGAAGAAUGUGAAGCUCUGUGCAGCAGACUUGCAAUUAUGGUAAAAGGAAGUUUUAGAUGCCUUGGCACUCUACAGCAUAUCAAGGACAGGUUUGGAAAAGGGUUCACUAUAAGAAUGCACCUCAUGUCCAGCACCAGCAACGUGGACAACAUUACCUCUUUCAUGGAGUCAAAGUUCCCCAGCACAUAUUUGAAGGAUCACCAUUUAGGAAUGGUGGAGUACCACAUCCAAGUGGCACCAGGAGGUGUGGCUGACAUAUUUCAGGAGCUUGAGUCUAACAAAGAACAACUGAACAUUAGAUACUUCUCAGUCUGCCAGACCACAUUAGAGGAGGUCUUCAUCAACUUUGCCAGAGAUGAUUCAAACUCUGAAAGUUCACAAUCCAACAGUUCGGGAAGCUCACCUGAUAUGCUAAUGUGACACAAAAGUGACGUCCAAAGUGACUUGAGUUCAACCUUCACUGCACAUUCCAAUGCAAAUUAAUGCACAGAUAUAUUUUAAUAGACAGUACGAAUGAAAGCCGUUAUUACUUGUUGAAGAAUUUACUGUUUAUUCUGUUUUAAGUUAUUAAGUGCAAUAUUUAUUAAGAUAACAAAAAAUAAUAGCUCAGAAGACAUUUUCAAAUGUGUACUUAUUGAGGGAAUGGGCUUUAAAAUCAUAAAACCUGCAGUGGUUCAAAUCUUACAUAACAAGACUCUGCAAUAUCAAGGUCAUUUGAAGCAAAAAGUGGAUAAUAAGCUGUAACUGUGCACGAUACGAAAAGAUAAAAGCUGCAAAUCACGUGGGAUGCACUCCAGAGAUGAUACCUACAUCAAGAAAAUAACAACAAGCAUCAUGAAAGGUGUUUUCUCAAAUUUUCUUUCAUUUGAUUUUUUUUUUUUUUUAAAUAGUGUCUCAUUUAAGGUUAAAGUACUGUAGGCGAUGUGAUUAAUGGCUGGCAAACUCAAUGCGUGAUGUGCAAAUAAACACAUCGGAUAUGUCCCUGUUAGACGUGCCUUACUCAUUUAAUCACAAUUCCGAGACUUUUGCAUUUUUGUAAUAUUUUAAAACCGUUAAAAUGCUCUAACUCAUCAUGAACUCAACCGUUCCUAGUUGUUAUUUAUUACUCAUUGCUGUUGUAAACUUACAAUCCCAGAGCUAGCCACUUUAAAAUAAAAAAAGAGGUCUACAAUAUAGGAAUAUACUGUAUAUUUAUAUAUUAUUAUUGUAAAUUUAUCGAAGCCCUAUUUUUAUACGAGUGAAGCACUGUGACAUGCUGAAGUUCCCAAAGUAAGAACAGGAACGGAAGCCUUACGAUUUAAUGUCCAAUACUUUAGCCAGUACAACAUCCUGAAUGCAUUAAAUAUUCAUAUAUUUUAUAUAAUAUAUAUAUAAAUAAAAUACACACACAGCCAUAUAUAUGUAAGUACAAAUAAACAAUACACAUAUAUGUUUAUUCUUUAAGACAUUUCUAAUAUAAUAUUUAAUCACUCAUUUUAUAUAUACCCUAUACUUCAACAUUUUCAUAUUAAGCCUUAUUAAAUCAUAAUAAAAAAAAUAUGCUCAAUUAUCUUAGAUUAAAAAAAAAAUCUGAAUCUAUAUUCAUUGACUGAAAUAAUGAAUUGCAAAAGUUUAGUUGUUUACUUUGAUCUUUCAAUCAUGUUUCUGGCUUGAUAAGACAUCUGCAGCUUUGCAAAUGUGUAGUUUAAUUGGUGCAAAUGAAAAAGAAAGAACUUUGCACCCAAAGUUUGAUUGUAUUAUAAUUUUUGUCAGAACUUUUAUUUAUGAAUUGAAUGCCAAGUAGUAAUUGUGGUGAAAAAGGAGCAGCAAUGGCACUUUUCCUUCAACGUGUGCACUUCCUGAAUGCGCUCAGCGUCCACGUUGUCACUGAGGAGCAGAUGGACAUAAACUCUUAAUAUUCUUGCAUUAAUGUAUUAUACUACAAUGCACUAUUUAUUAAAGUUUCUUAUAUGUCAUUAAAAAAUAGGUUACACUUUAGGUACUGCAAAAUGCAUCUGUUGCUCAUUUACUCCAAUUUAACAAGACCUUAAUUCAGGCUUCUUUUGGUCUUCCAUUAUUCUUAUAAAACAUCAGUAGCUGGGUUAUUUGGCAGUGUGCUAUGCGGAGUGCUAUAUGAAGUACUGACAGGAUGGUAAAAUUAUGUGUUAAUAUGAAGGACUUACAGGUCUUGUAUGUCAUAAAGAAAAAUGUGUCUACAGUUAAGCCACCUCAGACACUCAUUUUUGCUAGUUCAGUUAGAUUUGUUCAGUUGUGUUACUCUUUUGCAUUGCAAAGAUGAAUAAACACUUUAUUGAUGCUUUACAAGUGUUACGAAGACCCAAAGACGUUUGUGUUACGGUCUUGUUACAUAUGAGGAAAUGCGUAAAAGAUGUACUACCUAAACUAAAGUGUUACCGAAAAAGAACAUUCACUGCACCUGCAUACCUGUCUAAGGGGUUCUUGUCAGUUUCCACAGUGAAGCUGGCACAGCAAAUCCUUCCUUUUAUCAAAUCGCCCUGGACAGAAGGCAAGAGUAAUGCUUUAGCUUUAAUACAUGUGUCACAGAAAAGAUGUUACAAAAUGUCAUACUAAGAUAAAAGAAACUUUAAUAAUGCUUUAUUGAUGUUUGAUGCAACCGAUAAAAAAUAUAUAUAUUAUUGGAGCUACGGUACUUUAUAGUGCUUAAAUAUUUUUUAUGCAAAAGUGUAUUAAAUAGUUAUUUUUUU